AUGCCCAAACCCACCCUCUCCUCGCUCCGCGCCCUCGCCCGUCCAACGCCGACCUUCCGCAGCAGGCCUCUGACCGCCCUCAUCCUCAACAACGCCCACCGCCGCCGCACCCUCACCUCCGCCGCCGAAAUCCAAUUCGGCCAACCACUCCACGAAACCCACCCACACCUAAUCAAACCGGGCGACCUCACACCCGGCAUCUCCGCGCUAGAAUACCAUCACCGCCGCGCCGCCCUCGCUCGGAAACUCCCCCGCAACAGCGCCGCGAUCCUGCUCGCCGCGCCGGUCAAAUACCGCUCCGGCGCCGUCUUCUACGAAUACCACCAGGACUCGAAUUUCUUCUACCUGACGGGGUUCAACGAGCCGGAGGCGCUGGCGGUGAUCGAGAAGGGGAAUAGCGAUGUGGAGUAUACGUUUCACUUGUUCGUGAGGGGCAAGGAUGAGCGGGCGGAGCUGUGGGAUGGGGCGCGGAGCGGGGUGCAGGCGGCGCAGGAUGUGUUUAAUGCGGAUGAGGUGGGGGAUGUGGAGGAUGUGGGGACGUUGGUGCCGGAGGUGGUGGGGCGGUGUCGGAGUGUGUUUACGGAUGUUGGGUUUGGGGCGGCGGUGGGGAAGAGGGGCCCGCUGCAGAGGUUGGUUGGGGGUAGAGCUGGGGAGGAGGAGAAGGUGGAUGGGUUGGCGAGGUUGUUGAGGGAUCGGAAUGUGAAGGCGCUGAGGCCUUUGGUGAAUGAGUUGAGGGUGGAUAAGAGCGAGGCGGAGUUGAAUUGUAUGCGCUUGGCGGGGAGUGUGUCGGGGGCGGUGUUGACCGAGGCGAUGAAGAGCACGCCGAGGAGUGAGAAGCAGCUGUGGGCGGAUUUGGGGUAUGGGUAUAGGACGAAUGGGCUGGACGGGGAGGCAUAUGUGCCUGUCAUUGCUGGUGGGAGGAAUGCGUUGAGUAUACAUUACGUGCGCAACGAUGCUCUGCUCAAGGAUGGCGAGGUGGUGUUGGUGGAUGCUGGGGGCGAGUACGGUGGGUAUAUCACAGACAUCACGCGGACGUGGCCGGUCAACGGACGGUAUACGGAUGCACAACGAGACAUGUACAACAUGAUCCUUGCCGUGCAGAAGAGCUGCGUGAGCAUGUGCAGAGAAGACGCCGAUGUGACGCUGGACAAGCUGCAUAGGAUUUGCGAGGACGGGUUACGAGAAGGUCUGAAAUCGUUAAGAUUCAACGUUGCCGGCGAUGCGUUGGACAAACUCUUCCCUCACCACGUCGGCCACUAUAUCGGCCUAGACGUGCACGAUGCGCCAGGAUAUCCACGGACAGACCUCUUAAAAGCGAACCAAUGCAUCACCAUCGAGCCGGGCAUCUACGUUCCAGACGACACCAGGUGGCCGGCACAUUUCCGAGGACUGGGCAUCAGGAUAGAAGAUUCAGUGGUGAUAGGCGCCGAGAGACCAGAGGUACUGACGAGAACAGCCGUCAAGGAAGUGGCGGAAAUAGAAGCAUUGAGAAGAAAUAGAUGA
Zasmidium cellare ATCC 36951 is the source of this 1503-nucleotide messenger RNA. RefSeq lists its product as uncharacterized. NCBI's taxonomy places the organism in Eukaryota, Fungi, Ascomycota, Dothideomycetes, Mycosphaerellales, Mycosphaerellaceae. Gene Ontology annotation, cellular component: mitochondrion. The record is from RefSeq and is a predicted model, not a curated record. Gene Ontology annotation, molecular function: metalloaminopeptidase activity; manganese ion binding. The coding region runs from base 1 to 1503 and encodes 500 amino acids. The transcript has a single exon.